Talaromyces atroroseus is the source of this 354-nucleotide messenger RNA. RefSeq lists its product as hypothetical. The record is from RefSeq and is a predicted model, not a curated record. The coding region runs from base 1 to 354 and encodes 117 amino acids. The transcript has 3 exons. Lineage: Eukaryota; Fungi; Ascomycota; Eurotiomycetes; Eurotiales; Trichocomaceae.
AUGACUCUUGUCCAUAUCGUUCUCUUCAAAUUCCGCUCCGAUGUCAGCGACGAGCAUAAAAAGACCUUUGUUACCGAGCUUAAAAAGCUGAAGAAACUCCCCUGCGUUAAGGAUGGACGACUCCUCGUUGGAGGCCCUAGUGUGUCCGAUCCUAUCGAACGCAGCAAAGGGUUCCAAAUCGCCCUGGUGAGCUACCAUGAGAAUUUGGCGGCUUUGACGGAAUACCAAGCAAGUCAAGAGCAUCACUGGGUGACGUCUACUUAUAUGUUUCCGUACAAGGAGGAUUUGGUGCGGUUCGAUUUCGAAGUCGACCCAGAGGAUGAGCCCAUGUGCCAGUUUCUUCCACUGUCUUAG